Molecule: messenger RNA, 891 nt
Organism: Podospora pseudopauciseta
Lineage: Eukaryota; Fungi; Ascomycota; Sordariomycetes; Sordariales; Podosporaceae
Exons: 2
Coding region: 1-891 (296 amino acids)
Source: RefSeq, a predicted model, not a curated record
AUGCCUGAACUCGACAUCGUCGCCAUCGGGGCCAACCACUCAGAAACGUGCCGUUGGUUAUUAGAUCAUCCGGACUAUCAAGGCUGGCUCAAUCAGUCUAGAAACCAACAGGACCACGGCUUCUUAUGGAUCAAGGGCAAUCUCAGUGCAGGAAAGUCCACCAUUAUGAAGUUCGCUUACAGUGAGCAAGUUCUACGCGCCAGCAGCGAUGAAACUGCCAUGGCAUUUUUCUUCAACGCCAGAGGAGGUCCGAUGGAACGCUCUCCGAAAGGGAUGUAUCGUUCGCUGCUUCACCAGCUCCUGGGAUCCGACUCGUUGCCACAACUACGACCAAUAUUUCAUGAUUCCGCCCUCAAGCCACAUGUCAGGUUGCAACUGGCGCAGACAUACGAGCAAAUAUUCUCAAACAAUCCAUCUCCCACAUGGGGGAUUGACUGCCUCAAGGAUUUGCUUCGCGUUGCCAUCGACAGGCUUGCCGUUGAACAGGAAUUGACGAUUUUCGUUGAUGCACUGGACGAAUGUGUUUCCGAAGAAGUUCAGGAAAUGGUGGAACACUUUGAAGAGCUUGGAACUGCGGCAAUUUCAAGUCAGAAGCAGUUGCGCAUCUGUUUCUCAAGUCGCCACUAUCCGCAAAUUGAAAUCGCACACCGGCGGGAGCUUGUUCUCGAGCUCCAGCACGGACAUGAGCAGGAUAUAUCUGCCUACAUAGAAAACAAGCUCAGGAUUGGCCUCAGCGAGGGGGCAACAAGGAUCAAGCGGGAAGUGCAAAGGAAGGCCUCCGGUGUUUUCAUGUGGGUGGUCUUGGCGGUUAACCCCUUCAAGCGAAGUAUAACGGGGGCCGCAUGUUUGAGCUGGAAAGCCACUGCGGGUGCUGCCUCCCAAGUUGAGUGA